Molecule: messenger RNA, 4058 nt
Organism: Malurus melanocephalus (red-backed fairy wren)
Lineage: Eukaryota; Metazoa; Chordata; Aves; Passeriformes; Maluridae
Gene: MAP1LC3C
Product: microtubule associated protein 1 light chain 3 gamma
Exons: 4
Coding region: 48-479 (143 amino acids)
Biological process (GO): autophagosome assembly; macroautophagy; autophagy of mitochondrion
Cellular component (GO): cytosol; autophagosome membrane; autophagosome
Molecular function (GO): ubiquitin protein ligase binding
Source: RefSeq, a predicted model, not a curated record
UCCUGGUCCGUGCGAGGCGCUGGCGUGGCGGCUUCAGCGGCGGGAGGAUGCGGGCGGCCCCCGGGGCGCAGCCGGCCCGGCCCUUCAAGCUCAGGAAGAGUCUCGCCACCCGGCGGGAAGAAGUAGCAGGAAUCCGAGCCAAAUUCCCCACAAAAAUCCCGGUAAUUGUUGAGCGAUACCAUAAAGAGAAAUACCUUCCUCUCUUGGACAAAACCAAGUUUCUCGUUCCCGAGGAGCUGACCAUGGCACAGUUCAUAACCAUCAUCAGAAGCAGGAUGGCUCUAACAGCUACACAAGCCUUCUACCUCCUGGUGAACAACAAAAGCCUAGCCAGUAUGUCCUUGACAAUGACAGAAGUGUACAGGGAUUACAGAGAUGAAGAUGGCUUUGUGUAUAUGACCUAUGCUUCUCAGGAGAUGUUUGGAUGCAUUUUAYCCGCUGUCCAUGGGAAAACUAUGGAAUGCUUUCAGAAAACUUAAGACUGGGUCCAUAUGCUACAGCAAAGCAGUUUGCUCUGAAUAAUGCCUGUGACAUGAACCUCGGAGAUGGUCCCUCCAGUGUGAGCUCUUGAGCUCUGUAGUGGGGAGUCAUGACCCAAAGGCUGGCAGGAUCAGCUUAAGGCAGAAAUGGUGGUACACUUUCCCUAGGUAAUGAUUUGGAUAUAUAUUUUUAUAUGUAAAGACACUGUGGGUUUGGGUUUUUUCCUUUUGAGCUGCACCUCCACUUUUUUGCAAUAUCAGUCUUUGUUGUGCAACUGAUUUUUAAGGUCUCCUGAAAGCCUAAGUCUAAGAGUAAAAUAAAGAACCUUUUAACUAUUGAGUUGAAUGCUAGUUUUUAUCUGGGGAAAGACUGUAUAAAUUAAAAAUAUAGAAGAUCCUAUAAUAAUUCAGGAAUUUGAACUCAAUGCCUUUAAAAUGAAGAACUGCUUGCACAGCUACUCUGAAUUUUUGAAUGGAAUAUCAAAACUUAGGUCAUGUCACCCAUGAGCAAAACCAUACCUAUGAAAGGUUCAUUAAGCUAGGUAUCUGAGCUGUGAGAUCAAGCAGUAGUGCCGGAGCAGUGUUAAGUUUAACACCUGAAUAAACUGUCAGCUGUUACAGAAAACACUAUCUGUGGUAUAGAUAACUAUUUGUUUAAAUAAGCAAACUGAUUGCUAGUCAGCAUAACUGAAAUGCAGAUAGCAGGACUUGAAGAGUAAUCAGAUUUCAAAAGUUUUUUUCUUGCUGCUGAAUUUUGCUAGCAUGGUUACUAUAGAUACUGUUGUAUCCAUCCCCUGAAGGACUUCAGUGGGCCUUCUCUCAAAGAUAGAGCCAAGUCAUGUACUUUGUGAUUAAAAGAUAUUCCAGAGUUUCUAGAMAAUGUUGAAAAUAUCAAAAAUAUAAUGUACUAAGAUGUUGAUUCAUCUUAAUAUAGAGGCUGGCUUCCUAUAAAUGUGUGUUAAAGGGAGACUUGACAUGAGCCUUUGAAGUAUAGCUCAAGCUGUCUUUCCUGUCUGUGAGAAAUGUAUUGCAAAGUUGAAAAUGCUCUGAUCAUACAUGACCAACUAAAACCACCAGGUAAUUAAAAAAUCUGUCACAGUCUGCAGUUUAUUCAUCUAUGGCAGCCUCAGUUUAGGAUUGGUCAAAUUGUUACAAUAUGAUGCAAUUCUUCUGUUCAGUACUAGACUGAUUUGCAGAAUGAUGAAUGGAGGAAUGACUAGACUGUGAAGAAAGAAGUGGUGACAGUAUUUAAAUUAUGUAUAAGGAAGGAAUGUAUGUGUAGGCUUUUUGCAGUGGUUCUCUUGCAUUAAUAAUCUCUUGAACAUGAAGCUCUGAGCAGACCAGGUUUGGGCCUCUAAACCAGGAGAUUUGGAGGAGUACCUGCCUUAGUGAAGGUGAUGUUUGCUGACUUGUGUGUCAUGAGCUGAGGAACAAAGAAAUCAUUGAACUGACCUGUGAAAAGGAUAAGGCUAUGYUGGCACAGGUUAUGAAAACAUGUGGGCUUUGGGAUCCCAGAAUCAGUUGCUUGGAUGUAUUUCACUUAUGCUUGUAAUGGAAACAGUUUCCAUUGCACAAAUUGAACYCGAAUUUGUUACCACCCAUCAGGGAAGCAGAGACACCUGCUUGGCAGGAGCACCACGCAGCAAUGCUGGACAGCUAUGAGAACCUUGGGGUGGGAGRAGCAAGGGGAGACUAUGUGUUCAAGCUCUCUUGCCAGUCUACUGCUGGGCUAAUAUUUUGCUUCAUGGGCUCCUCUGUUUUCCUGUCUUGUGUGAUACUUGGUACAUAAAGAGAGAAGCACUAGUUUCUUGGCUGGAGCAAUUUUGUCUGACAGCCAACUUUGGUUUGUAAUGUARUGGUUGAGGUGUAAGUGUUGAUCCCUCCAGCACUUUUUGACAUUAGGCUAUGGUGUCUACAGGCUGAGUCAUAGAUCCAGCCAAAAAAAGUUAUACAAGGAGAAGGUCAGUUGCAGUAAAGAGCAUCCUUAUAAACCUGUUUAAACAGAUGUGAUGGACCUAGAAAGAAGUCCUGUGAACUGGGAAAGUAUCACUGGGUAAUAGUAAUAGACUUGCCUUUCUAUCAGACAUUGAAGAUAGGAUAUUAACAACCAAAGACUUUUCACAAAGUCUAAAAAUAAUAAACUAGGGGUUGCAUGCCCUGUUGUCCUGCUUGUAGAAUUGCUUUGGUGUGAUUAGGUUUGAAUUUAACCUAUUCUCUCUUGAAGUGCAAAGAACAAGGAUUAGAAAAGAAGCAAACAGAAUAACUUUGCUCUGACUGACAAAUGCUACUGAGACAACUGCAGCUACCUCAAUGUAGUUGCUAUUUGAACAGUUAAUAUUUGAGCAAAUACUUACUGAUUAGAAACAGGUAUUAGAAACAGGUACUUUUUUUUUCAAUGAAGGGGACACAAUGCUGUGGUAAGUAGAUUUUAUACUUACCAAUGUAUCAUUAAUGUUUUCCAAUGUACCACUAAUGUAAAAAGAGAAGGCAGAGAUGCCUUUUGUUUUUAAAAGUAUCUUCAUGGUAUGGACAUGUGUUCAUUCCACCAGAGAACAGAAAACAUUCUGAGGAUAUCUGUUUCUUCCAUAGACUACCAGCUAAAUCCCAGAAGAUGCUAAGUGCUCUGGCUUUAAAGCACUUACGUAUGUACAUGGUCUGCUAAAGGACCUUGUUAGGCUGGGUCUCAUGGCUCUUACCCCUUUGUGAGACUAAGUGCUGUGCUUCAUUUUCAAAUAUGAACCCAAUCAACCUGAAGGAUAUUACCUGAAUAUUAGCAUGGUAUGAGGGCCUUUCUGGAACAGUGAUCCUUGAGGGAAGCAUGUCUUACAGCCAUCUACAAUUACAACUACACUCUGUGCACAAUGCUUUAUGGAGUGCAAAUUGACAUUUGUUGCUGCAAGGCAAACAUGAGAGCCUCAGCUUGGGCUUUAGCACACAUAAGCAACAGAAGGAGCUUUCCAAACUGUUUGGAUUUAAAAAUGACUUAACAUUAUGUUUUGAUAUAAUAAAUAAAUGAAUAGAAAUACUAAUCUUAUUCAAGGCAACAACUCUUGUGAACUUAAAUGGGCUUUUUAUCAUUUUCCCAUGCUAACUAUAGUGGUAGUUUCAGGAUAAAAAUAUUUUUAGAAGGURCACAGUUGAACACACUAAGUGACAGAUGGUAUCCUCUGCUGCAAAUUAGGUACUUUGUUUAGGUAAGAUUUGGUAAAUUAAGAAGGUAAAAUGAGACAAUAGGACAGAAUAAUACCUUCAGCAUUGAAGUGCCCUGCUAUAUUUCCCUUUCAGGAAAGCCUGUAGAGAAAUUAUAAGGAGAAAACAAAAACACCUAAGCAAGACAGAUUUUUUCAGUGUUCAACUUAGGCACUGUGAAACAGAAGGGGUAAGAGUGGGAGGCUUUCUAUGGGAAAUAGCAAGGGAUCCCUGAGGGUGAUUGAGAAAUGCUGUUUCAUUUAUGUUACAGUGCAACAUAUAUACAAAACUUGUACUAGCAUACAAGCUUGCCUCAAGAACCGCUGUUCCAGACAGAUUUCAAGACAAAUCUUCUGAAUCUUAAAAUAGCCCCUUUUUUCACAGAUUCGA